Messenger RNA from Trachymyrmex cornetzi, 2739 nucleotides. RefSeq names its product zinc finger MYND domain-containing protein 11. Gene Ontology annotation, biological process: regulation of signal transduction; regulation of transcription elongation by RNA polymerase II. The transcript is spliced from 7 exons. Gene Ontology annotation, cellular component: nucleus. Gene Ontology annotation, molecular function: DNA binding; transcription corepressor activity. The coding region runs from base 544 to 2412 and encodes 622 amino acids. NCBI's taxonomy places the organism in Eukaryota, Metazoa, Arthropoda, Insecta, Hymenoptera, Formicidae. The record is from RefSeq and is a predicted model, not a curated record.
CAAAUGUUAAUUGUUGGGACCUCUAUUAUCGAUUCUACAUAUGAGUCUCUUGAAAGACAUUGACGUGAGCAAUACUCGCGAAUUCGAGCCGGCACCGCGCGCAUCGUUUCUACUGUGCGGUACGUACCUAAGUACCAUACGUGUAAAAAAAACAACUUGUCGAUAUGCAAUUAUAUAAGUUGCGCGCGCAUUGUUAAGCCCGCUGACGAGGAGGUUAAGUCGGGCUUGUGACGUACCACUGUACGUACGCGUAGUACUGCACAGCGCACAGUACGGGUGGUAUUCCUAUGUUAAUUGCUGUGUUUCGCUGCCCGUUACUGGCCGCUUUCGCGAGCGGCGACGGCAACAAUCAAAGGAAUUCACUCGCCUGAUCGAUGUACUUGCCUCCGUGACGGUGUGGAACCCAAUUAGGGCCAUUAGAAAAGGCGUCCGCGAUAUCUCGGAUAACUCUGCCGACUCUGCCGACAAUCGUCUACAUCUACAGUCCGCAUAGCGACCGAAACUUUGCUCGCGAUAAGUGAUAAGUGCACAUUUGCUAUCGAUAUGUCUGUACAUCGGAGAAGCGAUCCAUCUAUGAUUCAGCGGAUUUGGGAUACGAUUAAAAUCACGGUACAUCAAAGGAGCCUACCUAGUAAUGAUCGUAUGGUACGGCACAUGGCUCGAGUUUACGGCUUUACGGAACAAGAGGCUCAGGAGGAACUCAAUAAGGCAGUCGAAGAUGGACUCGUUUUGUUGAAGAAAGUGCCCACGAAAAGUGGCAUCGAGCAAGAGAGUUACAGAUUGCCACCGUCAGAUAUAUUACAGAAUGAUAAUCACGAUUGGUACUGUUGCAAAUGUCAGCAAGCAGGUGCGGUCGAAUGCUGUGAACAAUGCUGCAGGGUUUAUCAUUCGGAAUGCCAUGUACCCAGCACUGCAAAACUAAAGAUUUGCAGUUUCUGCGAAAAAACAAACAGCGAUGUAUAUUCCGACAAGGUUGAUCUCAACCAUAUUCUUAGUUUUACGUGUGGCCAUCUAAAGGCGAAAUUACCGCCGGAAAUUACAAAUCGUACCAUUGUUUUUAACAACGAUCCGAUCGUUACACCACCCAAUGGCUUUUCCGGACCAACCUGGGUGAGUGAAGGUGAAGAUGCAUGGCGAUCAGGAAUUCUUAUAAAGCGUCACAUGGAUUUAGCGAUAAUGGAUGCGAAAACGAGCAAUAAUGAGUAUAACAAUCUCGCCGAAUUUGAGGCUGAUGCACAUAAUAUUCUACAUAACAUCAUUAUAUAUCAUGGAGUUAAUAGCGUGAUAGCGGAUAUGGGACGCACGAUGUAUCAGGACUGUUGUUACGAUCUUCAAGAAAUACGUCGUUGCGCUGAUUGUUAUCGUAUAUCGAAUGAAAAAUCCGAAAAAAUGUGGUUCUGUAUACCAUGUAAUCCUCCUCAUCAACUGGUCUACGCGAAGCAAAAGGGAUAUCCAUAUUGGCCAGCAAAAGUCAUGCAAGUUAAUGGCAAUGUAUAUGAUGUGCGUUUUUUCGGAGGUCAUCAUAUGAGGGCUAAUAUCGAGAAAGUUUUUAUUCGGCCAAUUUCUUCCACAUUGCAAAGUUUGCAGAUAAAAAAAUCAAUGGCUUGGAACAGAGCUUUUGAAGAGCUAAAGCAUCAUCAGAAUUUGUUGCAAAAGUUGGCAAAGAAUAAGGAAGAUGACUCGAAUACAACAGACGACGCUCCUACACCUGCAAAAAUGCGAAAGUUGGAAUCAUCGGGUUCUAAAAGUGCUUCACAAGAUUCUAAUUCACCAAAGCAACUGAUUAAAGAUUUGAGAGUAAGAGUCGAACGCUUGAGUUCAGAAAGCAAUACUGAAACGCAAAAUGUAAACGAUGAGACGGAUAAUAAACAAGAUGCUACGAAAACUGAUGCCGAGAAUGAAGAAAGACAGGUGCCUCGUUUACCUGUAGCGGAAGACGAACCCGCGGGAGAAAGCAUAACAAGCACAUGUCCACAAGGUUUAAAGAAGGAAGGUUCCCAAGAAGAUAUGGUAACAUCUAGUUGCCAAGAACCGAGAUCAAAAUGCGUUCUCGUACAAACUGAACAAAUACAAACGGAUGGGCUUCCUGCCAAGAUUAAUUUGCAGAUUAAAAGAGAACGCAGAACUUCGGAACAACCUACGACAACGGCGCUAGAAAAAUUGCGCCGUGAAUUAGAGCUUGAAAAGUGCAGAGAAUUAGAGAGACUACAAGCGGAGCAUGCUAAAGAAUUGCGGCAAUUAACCGAUAGACAUCAACAAGUCGUCUCUGACAUAAAAAAGAAACAAUGGUGUUAUAAUUGCGAAGCUGAAGCGAUAUAUCAUUGUUGUUGGAAUACUGCAUAUUGCAGCACAGACUGUCAACAAGUUCAUUGGCAGCGUGAACACAAAAGAGUGUGCAGGCGUAAGCGUUAAUUUAUGUGACGAAUACAUUGAGUACAAUGACAUAUAAGAAAGCGUUCAGAUUAAAAAAGAAAAAAAGUAUACUUAUAUAAAGGUACAAGCACUUUUUAGUGUAUGAAAAGAAUUAAUUUACUUGUUUAUCUGAACGCUUUUUUCAUACCUUGUUGUAUAUAAUAUAUGUGUAAAUGUGUGUGUAUGCAUGUGUAUACAGUGUCCCAAGUUGAUAUUGAACAGAGAAUACCGUUUAUCUUAUCAUUUUUCCAACAGUUCUGAUAAUAGGUUUUGUGUUACAAGCAAAAAAAUUUGAAAAUUAAAAAAAUCUUGUGAGACAAAGGUUUG